UAUUGGCCGGCCUUUAAAUGGAGGGAGGGAGAAGGCGAGCGAGUGAACGAACGAGGGCCACUUGAAGCAUCGACGCCAUUUCUCCUCUCUGCGAUCCAAGAUGAGCUCUCAGAUCUUCCGGUCUGCUUCGAGGGCGGCGAGGACUCUCCUCUCGUCCUCUCGAACCUCUUCUUCAGUCGGCCAGUGGCGCACUGUAGCAGCAGCAACUGCAACGGUUGCCAGAGGGUCGGCACGCUCUCUUUCUUCCUUUUGUGAUAAGGCUGAUCUCAAAAGCACAUCAAUGGGAUGGUUAUAUGGUGCUCUAGCUGUGCCUGCUGGAGUAUAUAUGCUUCAAGACCAACAGCUACAAGCAGCAGAGCUGGAGAGGACAUUCAUUGCAAUCAAGCCUGAUGGAGUGCAAAGAGGACUGAUUGCAGAGAUUAUAUCUCGUUUUGAAAAGAAGGGGUUUAAGCUUGUGGCAAUAAAGAUCAUGAUUCCUUCCAAAGAUUUUGCCCAGAAACACUACCAUGAUCUUAAAGAAAGGCCAUUCUUCAAUGGCCUUUGUGAUUUUCUUAGCUCAGGCCCUGUGGUUGCUAUGGUUUGGGAAGGGGAAGGAGUUAUAAAAUAUGGCCGAAAGUUAAUUGGUGCUACUGAUCCACAAAAAUCAGAACCCGGUACAAUCAGAGGUGAUCUUGCUGUCGGUGUUGGAAGAAAUAUCAUCCAUGGGAGCGAUGGUUCGGAAACAGCCAAGGAUGAGAUUGCCCUGUGGUUCACUCCUAGGGAAUUGGUGUCUUACACCAGCAAUGCGGAGAAGUGGAUCUACGGAAUUAAUUAAUGAGAUUCUUUUCUGUUCUUUCUUCACUUAUUUUCAAAAUUUUCAGUCUUAUAGAGCAGGCAGGCAAUAUGCGCCGCAAAGAAAUAAUCGAUGUUAUUAAUAAGUAACACUAUCCCGUGGCAAGUUCCUUGUAACCACUGAAAUCUUGCUGGGGUCUUGUAGGAUGUUUAUCUGGAAAAUAAAUGUGAAGUUA
Molecule: messenger RNA, 1007 nt
Organism: Zingiber officinale
Lineage: Eukaryota; Viridiplantae; Streptophyta; Magnoliopsida; Zingiberales; Zingiberaceae
Product: nucleoside diphosphate kinase 3-like
Exons: 7
Coding region: 101-814 (237 amino acids)
Biological process (GO): UTP biosynthetic process; CTP biosynthetic process; GTP biosynthetic process
Molecular function (GO): nucleoside diphosphate kinase activity
Source: RefSeq, a predicted model, not a curated record